This is a messenger RNA of Mytilus trossulus (common blue mussel), 2268 nucleotides long. RefSeq names its product heat shock 70 kDa protein 12A-like. Lineage: Eukaryota; Metazoa; Mollusca; Bivalvia; Mytilida; Mytilidae. The coding region runs from base 169 to 1905 and encodes 578 amino acids. The transcript has 5 exons. The record is from RefSeq and is a predicted model, not a curated record.
AAACAACGUAUUAGAUUUUCUUAAAGAUGUUUCCGCUUCGAUAAUUUUUUUAAUUAUAUUUAAAUUGGCUAAAGUGGAAAACAAGUACAACAUUGAUUGUUUGUUUAUAUCGUAUAUUUGAUUUAUGGUUAGGAAGUAUUGGCGGUAAGCAUUCUGUAUUCCAUUUAAAUGACCAUGAAUCCAAAUUACCUUCUUGUAGCCGCUAUUGAUUUUGGCACAACGUAUUCUGGCUAUGCAUUUUCGAUGAGACAUUCAUUUGAAAAACAACCAAUGACAAUUCAUGCAAAUCAGGCCUGGAAUGCUGGAUCACAACAAUUGCUGUCAUUAAAAACACCAACAUGUUUGUUAUUAGAUUCUAACAAACAGUUUGUUUCAUUUGGAUACGAAGCUGAAAACCAGUAUGCAGAUAUUGUGACGGAUAACGAACAAGACGAGUAUUAUUAUUUCCACAGGUUUAAGAUGUGUUUGCACAAACAUAAGGAUGUUUCAAUGGACUUGAUACUAGAGGACAUUACAGGAAAACCAAUGCCGACAAUUGACGUAUUUGCACUAUCAAUACAUGCCCUGAAGAAACAUCUGAUGUUAUAUUUGACAAAGCAAGGCACUGAAGUAGAACUCAAGGAUAUUAGAUGGGUUUUGUCUGUUCCUGCAAUUUGGACAGAUAUUUCAAAACAAUUUAUGAGAGAAAGUGCAGUAAAGGUUGGUAUAUCAAAGAGUAAUCUUCUGCUAUGCUUAGAGCCAGAAGCUGCUUCCAUAUAUUGCCAAUACCUGCCUACAGACAAACUGAUUGGUAUAGAACCAGGAUUCACAAUGGCAAAACCGGGGACCAAGUAUAUGAUCGUAGAUCUUGGAGGUGGAACAGCAGACAUCACGGUACACGAAAAAAUGCUAGGUGGCCGUUUGAAGGAAUUAUGUAGAGCUACUGGUGGCGACUGUGGUGGAACUUGCGUUGAUGCAGAAUACAUUCAGUUACUGACAAAGAUUGUCGGUGCACCUAUCCUUAAAAUCAUGAAACAAGAAUAUCUUGAAUCAUAUCUAGACUUAAUACGAGAUUUUGAAACAAAAAAGAGAACAAUUAGUCUAGACACAAAAAAGGUUAACAUGCUUAUACGGGUACCAUAUUCAACACUGAACACACUUUGUAAAAAACACCUAGAAGAAAAUUUCCGAAGCGUCCUAGCAUCAUCAACAUAUUCAGAUUCCAUUGUUAUUCAUGGUGAUAAACUGAAAAUACAUGCUAAUGUUUUAAGGAAACUCUUCGACAAAACAAUUGCGAAUAUUAUAUUGCUCAUUAAAGAAACACUUCAAAUGGAAAGUGCAAGAUUCUUAAAUAAAAUUAUCCUCGUCGGUGGAUUUUCUAACUGCGUUCUUGUUCAAGAAGCUGUGAGACGAGAAUUUCCAAACUGUAGAAUAAUAAUACCGUUUGAUCCUGGUUUGUCUGUCUUACAAGGUGCUGUUCUGUUUGGUCAUAAAUCAGACGUCAUUUCAUCUAGGAUUAGUAGAUUUACAUAUGGAAUCUCGUUCAACCCAAAAUUCGACCCAGCUAUCCACGAUGAAAAAUAUCGUUUUUUAUCAGAUGGUGUUUGGGGAUGUAAAAAUGCCUUCGAUAAAAUAUUAGAAAAGGAUUCGGUAAUUCCAAUUGGAACUGUAAUACACAGAAAGUAUCACACAAAAAUUAAUGUCAAUAAAAUAGGGCUUAAACUAUUUGCAAGUGAACAUCAUAAUCCAGUUCAUACAGCAGAUGAUGAUUGCUUUUCUCUUGGUAAUAUUGGCAUUGAUGUCUCGGAUUCGUCGAGGUGCCAAGUUUUAGAAGUCGGGUUCAUUUUUGGAAACACUGAACUGAGUUUGACUGUGAUAGAAGCUUCAUCGGGUAACAAAUGUAUGGCACAGUUUACAUUAGAAUAGCAAUGUAUGUGAUGAAGAAACAAAUUUAUAUGAUCAUCUUCUAGAAAAAUUCUAUAAUGAAUAACUCUUGUAAUGUUGAUUACCAUUUGAAAGUGUACUAUUAAUCUUUAAAAAAAAAAUUAAAAACCUGUUUAUAUCGGAUUUUAUUUUUAUAAAAUAAGAAUGCGCACAAUUUUUUUCACUCUCACUGAGGUAGGUCAUAUAGAAACAAAUAGAUUUACCAUCAUGUUAAUAAAAGGUGUAAAACCACUGGUGACCAUUAAGGAACACUCUUUAAAUUUUAGUUUUAAAUAAUGAAAGAAAUAUUGUGAACUUAAAGUUUGAGGGUACAUAUUUUGUGUAUGUCCAAUCUUAAGUUCCAGU